Messenger RNA from Varanus komodoensis (Komodo dragon), 9001 nucleotides. It is a transcript of the gene MYOF, whose product is annotated as myoferlin. The record is from RefSeq and is a predicted model, not a curated record. Gene Ontology annotation, cellular component: membrane. Bases 93 to 6278 code for a protein of 2061 amino acids. Gene Ontology annotation, biological process: plasma membrane organization. The transcript has 54 exons. NCBI's taxonomy places the organism in Eukaryota, Metazoa, Chordata, Lepidosauria, Squamata, Varanidae.
GCAUUUCAGCCUGGAGGCUCCAGAGCUACAGUACUUAAGUGCACAGUUUCUUAAGUUGCUUCUUGGAAGGCUCAGUUUAAGUGCUGCAAACAAUGCUUCGAGUAAUUGUGGAAUCUGCUGCAAAUAUACCUAAACAUAAGUUUGGGAAACCAGAUCCUAUUGUGUCAAUUAUUUUUAAAGAUGAAAAAAAGAAAACAAAGAAAAUUGAUAGUGAACUCAACCCUGUUUGGAAUGAGAUACUGGAAUUUGAUUUGAGAGGAAUACCUCUGGAUAUUUCAUCAUCGCUUCUUAUUGUUGUGAAAGACUUUGAAACUAUAGGGCAAAACAAGUUAAUUGGCACAGCAUCAAUAGCACUCAAGGAACUAGUAGGCACUCAGAGUAGAUCGCUUCCAUACAAGCUUGUUCCCUUGCUAAAUGAAAAAGGACUCGAAACUGGAGCAACCAUUGAUUUGGUGGUAGGAUAUGAGCCACCAGCUGGACCUCCAAAUCCAAAUGACCCAGGGGGAACUAAUACUCAAGGCACUGAAGGUGGAGAAGAAAAUGAGGGUGAUGAAUAUGCACCUGAUGGUGAAACUGGUGUUCUCCCACAAGUUGGUGCAAGUGGCAUCCAUGAAGCACAGCUUGCUCGACGUAUUACCAAAGGAAAGAAAAAUCGGAAAAUAGUUUCUAACAAACCUCAAGACUUCCAGAUUCGUGUUAGGGUCAUUGAAGGCCGUCAGUUGUGUGGGAAUAACAUAAAGCCUGUUGUAAAAGUAUAUGUUUGUGGCCAGACACACAGAACAAGAAUCAAAAGAGGGAACAAUCCGUAUUUUGAUGAGAUGUUUUUCUACAAUGUCCACAUGACCCCUUCUGAGCUCUUUGAUGAAACAAUAAGCAUUCGGUUAUAUGACUCUUACUCAUUACGUGCUGACAGUCUAUUGGGGGAAUUUAAGAUUGACAUUGGAUAUGUCUAUGAUGAGCCAGGACAUACAGUCAUGAGAAAAUGGCUGCUUCUAAAUGACCCCGAAGAUGCAAAUUCUGGUGCCAAAGGGUACUUGAAAGUCAGUAUGUUUGUUCUCGGAACUGGAGAUGAGCAACCAGUGGAAAAUAGAGAACGGGAUAAUGAAAAUGAUGAUGUAGAGAGUAAUCUUUUGCUACCGGCUGGGAUAGUACUCCGAUGGGUCACUUUUAUUCUCAAGAUCUACAGAGCUGAAGAUAUUCCUCAGAUGGAUGAUGCUUUUGCACAGCAUGUAAAAGAAAUAUUUGGAGCAGAAGCAGACAAGAAAAAUCUUGUAGAUCCAUUUGUUGAAGUUUGUUUCGCUGGGAAAAAGGUGUGCACAAAUAUAAUUGAAAAAAAUGCAAACCCAGAGUGGAAUCAGCUUGUUAAUCUUCAGAUCAAGUUCCCUUCAAUGUGUGAAAAAAUAAGACUAAUGGUGUAUGAUUGGGAUCGUCUUACAAGGAAUGAUGUUGUGGGUACCACAUAUUUAAACCUCUCCAGAAUUGCUGCCUCUGGUGGAGAAGUUGAAGAGCUUUCAUCUUCGGGAGCUGGGGCUUCAUCAUAUGAAGUAAAUACCGGAGAAAUGGAAGUGGGUUUCUUACCAACAUUUGGGCCUUGUUACCUGAACCUUUAUGGAAGUCCAAGAGAAUAUACUGGAUUCCCAGAUCCAUAUGAUGAGUUAAAUUAUGGGAAGGGAGAAGGAGUAGCUUAUAGAGGCAGAAUCCUAGUUGAACUAUCUACGCUACUGGAUAGUAAACCCCUCAAUAAAAAAAUUGAAAUGAUACCCAGUGAUGAUCUACUAGUUGUAGAAAAAUAUCAGCGCAGAAGAAAAUACAGCCUCAGUGCAGUGUUUCAUUCUGCCACCAUGCUGCAAGAUAUUGGUGAGGCCAUCCAGUUUGAAGUUAGCAUUGGGAAUUAUGGCAAUAAAUUUGAUACCACCUGUAAGCCAUUGGCAUCAACUACUCAGUACAGCCGUGCUGUGUUUGAUGGAAACUACUAUUACUACCUGCCGUGGGCAAACACAAAGCCAGUAGUGACACUGACUUCGUAUUGGGAAGAUAUCCAUCAUAGACUAGACCCUUUGAAUCUUAUUCUUGGCAUCACAGAAAAAUUAAAAACAAAUUUAGCAGCCUUAAAAUCAGGAAUACAGGAGAAGAUAUCGGACAACCAGUUAGCUGAGAUAUGGUUGAAGCUAAUUGAUGAACUUUUGAAGGACUUGAGUAAGGAAUUCCCUUCCCUAGAAAACAAACAUAAUGUCACAGUCCUUGAUACACAGAUCCACAAACUGCGGCUCAAAUCAAUUGGCCAGAUUCAGAAGGCAGCAGUGAAACUGAGGAAUGAAGCCAUGGAUGUGCAGGGCUCCCUGGCUGAAAUUGAAGAAUGGCUGGAUAGAUUAACAUUACUGUCUGAAGAGCCUCAAAAUAGCAUGCCUGAUGUGAUUGUUUGGAUGAUACGAGGGGAGAAGAGGCUUGCUUAUGCACGCAUUCCAGCUCAUGAGAUUUUAUAUUCCACUACAUGUGAUGGAGGAUCUGGAAAACAUUGUGGAAAGACCCAGACCAUAUUUUUAAAGUACCCACAGGACAAAAACAAUGGCAUCAAAAUACCUGCACAGUUGCGAGUUAAUUUUUGGCUUGGCUUGAGUGCCUUUGAAAGGAAGUUCAAUAGCUUUGCUGAAGGAACGUUCAGUGUCUUUGCAGAAAUGUAUGAAAAUCAGGCACUUAUGUUUGGAAAGUGGGGAACUUCAGGACUUGUUGGCCGCCACAAGUUUUCUGAUGUCACAGGAAAAAUAAAACUGAAAAGAGAGUACUUUUUGCCUCCCAAAGGAUGGGAGUGGGAAGGCGAGUGGUUCGUUGAUCCUGAAAGGAGCUUGCUGACAGAAGCAGAUGCUGGUCAUUCUGAAUUUACUGAUGAGGUAUAUCAAAAUGAGAGCCGCUAUCCUGGAGGAGAAUGGAAAGCAGCUGAAGAGAGUUACACAGACCUAAAUGGAGAAAAAGCACCACCACCAAGUGAAAUAACCUGUCCUCCAGGUUGGAUGUGGGAUGAUGAUGCUUGGGUGUAUGAUAUCAAUCGAGCAGUGGAUGAAAAAGGUUGGGAAUAUGGAAUUACCAUUCCCCCAGACAAUAAACCAAAGACCUGGGUUGCAGCGGAGAAAAUGUAUCAUACCCACAGAAGAAGAAGGCUGGUUAGAAAACGCAGAAAAGAUCCAAACCAAACAACUACAUCAAGGGUUACCACAUCAUAUGAAGACCAAGAAGGAUGGGAAUUUGCAUCAUUGAUUGGAUGGAAAUUUCAUUGGAAGCAGCGCAGUUCUGAUACUUUCCGCCGCAGACGUUGGAGGAGAAAAAUGGCUCCUUCUGAUACACAUGGUGCAGCAGCCAUCUUUAAACUUGAAGGAGCUCUUGGGGCUGAUACAAGUAUUGAUGAUGGAGACAAGAGCUCUGAGAAGGCAAAAGAUACAGCAACACGUACAUUUGGUGCAAACACGCCAAUGGUCUCCUGUAACUUUGAUAGAGUCUAUAGUUACCAUCUUCGGUGUUAUAUCUAUCAAGCAAGAAAUCUUAUGGCUUUGGACAAAGACAGCUUUUCAGAUCCAUAUGCUCAUGUUUCAUUCCUCCAUCGAAGCAAAACAACUGAGACAAUCCACUCAACGCUAAACCCAACCUGGGAUCAAACUAUCAUAUUUGAUGAAAUUGAAAUCUAUGGAGACCCACAAAUGGUAGUGCAAAAUCCUCCUGAUGUAGUGGUUGAACUCUUUGACAGUGAUCAAGUGGGCAAAGAUGAGUUUCUUGGAAGAACCUCUUGCCCUCCUAUGGUGAAACUGAACCCAGAUACUGAUCUUACUCCUAAACUUCUCUGGUAUCCUGUUCUGAAUGGAGGCAAAACUUGUGGAGAUGUCCUUUUAGCAGCUGAGCUUAUACUACAUGAAAAGGGUGGCACCAACCUUCCAAUUCUUCCUUCACAAAAAGCCCCAAACCUUUAUAUGGUACCACAAGGAAUCAGACCUGUGGUUCAACAGACAGCUAUUGAGAUCCUUGCCUGGGGAUUGCGCAACAUGAAGAACUACCAAAUGGCUUCUGUUACUUCCCCUAGUCUCAUUAUAGAGUGUGGAGGUGAAAUGGUAGAGUCUGUAGUGAUCAAAAACCUGAAGAAGACACCAAAUUUUCCUGGAUCUGUUCUCUUCAUGAAAGUGCUACUGCCUAAGGAGGAAUUGUACAUGCCAUCCAUAGUUCUUAAAGUGAUAGACCAUAGGCAAUUUGGCCGAAAACCUAUCGUGGGACAGUGCACCAUUGAUUUACUGGAGCAUUUUCGUUGUGAUCCAUAUGCUACCAAAGAAGACAUUGCACCGCAGAUGAAAGUGAGUCUUCUAGCAGCUGCACCUCGGCGGGAUGUUGUAAUUGAUGUAGAAGACACACAACCCUUACUAACAGCACAGCUCACAGAAAAGGAAGAAGAAAUUGUGGAUUGGUGGAGCAAGUUUUAUGCUUCAAUAGGAGAGACUGAAAAAUGUGGACGAUACAUUCAAAAAGGAUAUGAUACACUAAAGGUAUAUACCUGUGAACUGGAGAAUGUUCCUGAUUUUAGGGGUUUAACAGAUUUCUGUGAUGCUUUCAAAUUGUAUCGGGGAAAAUCUGAAGAAAAUGAUGACCCUACUGUUGUAGGGGAAUUCAAGGGAUCCUUUAGGAUCUAUCCAUUACCAGAUGAUCCUACUAUACCUCCUCCUCCUCGGCAGUUCCGUGAGUUACCAGACAGUGGGCCUCAAGAGUGCAUUGUACGAAUUUAUAUUGUUCAAGGCUUAGAACUCCAACCUCAGGAUAACAAUGGAUUGUGUGAUCCAUAUAUUAAAAUCACCGUAGGCAGAAAAGUCAUUGAAGACAGAGAUCAUUAUAUUCCCAACACACUCAAUCCGAUUUUUGGAAGAAUGUAUGAACUGAGUUGCUUCUUACCUCAAGAGAAGGAUCUAAAAAUUUCAGUCUAUGACUACGAUAUGCUGAGUCGUGAUGAAAAGGUUGGUGAAACCAUCAUUGAUCUGGAAAACAGAUUCCUCUCCCGCUUUGGCUCUCACUGUGGAAUACCACAGCAAUACUGCAUUUCAGGAAUCAAUGCCUGGAGAGACCAGCUGAAGCCAACACAACUUUUGCAAAAUCUAGCCCGCGUUAAAGGCUAUCGUCCUCCAAUCCUCUCUGAAAAUGGGAAGCGGAUUAAUUUUGGAGGAAGAGACUACACCUUGGAUGAAUUUGAGGCCAACAAGAAAUUGCAUGAACACCUUGGGCCUGCCGAAGAACGACUUGCCCUUCACCUUCUCAGGACUCAGGGCUUGGUGCCUGAGCAUGUCGAGACAAGAACGUUGUACAGUACCUUCCAACCAAACAUCUCACAAGGAAAGCUGCAGAUGUGGGUUGAUGUUUUCCCCAAAAGCAUGGGUCCCCCUGGCCCACCUUUCAACAUCACUCCUCGCAAGGCCAAGAAAUACGAACUGCGUGUGGUGAUUUGGAACACAAAGGAUGUUAUUCUGGAUGAAAAAAGCAUCACAGGAGAGGACAUGAGUGACAUCUAUGUGAAAGGAUGGAUGCCUGGCUAUGAGGAAAAUAAGCAGAAGACAGAUGUACAUUACAGAUCCCUAGAUGGUGAUGGGAACUUCAACUGGAGAUUCAUUUUUCCUUUUGAGUAUUUUCCAGCUGAACAGCUCUGUACAGUUUCAAAGAAGGAACACUUCUGGAGUAUUGACAAUACUGAAUUCAGAAUUCCACCCAAGCUGCUUAUUCAGAUAUGGGACAAUGAUAAGUUUUCCUUGGACGAUUAUCUAGGUUUUGUUGAACUUGACUUACACAAUACAAUUAUGCCAGCCAAGGUUCCAGAAAAGUGCACUUUAGACAUGAUUCCAGAAUACAAGCAAACAAACUCUCUCAAGGCUUCUAAGAUUGCUUCACUCUUUGAACAGAAAUCUAUGAGGGGAUGGUGGCCGUGCUAUGUGGAAAAAGAUGGCUCCCGUGUUUUGGCUGGUAAAGUUGAGAUGACUCUGGAAGUCCUUGCUGAAAAGGACAUUGCAGAACGGCCAGCUGGUAAAGGAAGAGAUGAACCAAAUAUGAACCCCAAGUUGGAUAUGCCAAACCGGCCAGAAACAUCAUUCCUUUGGUUCACAAAUCCAUGCAAGUCGAUGAAAUAUAUUGUGUGGCGCAGAUUUAAGUGGGUCUUCAUUGCCGUUCUCAUCUUGCUGAUUGUGCUCUUAUUUGUAGCGAUUCUUCUGUAUUCAUUGCCGAACUACAUUUCGAUGAAGAUUGUGAAUCCAUUUUCAGCUCGUUAAGGAAGAUACUUUUAUCAUUGGGAUUGUGAUGAGGUUGUGCAGCCUUCACCUCCAGACCAAGUAUACACAUAUAAUGACCAAAUCAUCAGGCCACCCAUCGUGCCUGUAACUCUGCUCUUCCCUUGUGUUUUAAAGCAGAAGGAGAAUCAUUUCCAAGAAAUUAACUGUUAUCUAAGACAUAUUGGGUAACUUGGGUAGGAUCUAGAAUUAUGUAGGUAUACGCAACUACACUGUUGCAACUCUGCCCCUUUCUCCCCAUGGCAGCCACUCCAGUCCCCUAGAAAUGCUACAGAGAAAGCCAGGAGGGCUCUGCUUAAUGGGGUGAGCCGCAGUGUGGUGUGCAAGACAGGAGGCUGCAUCCCCUACAGUUAAGCAGAGGCACUUUCCAUUUGUGGAGCCUUUCCGUGCAUGGAAGGCAGCUCCUGAAUCUGACCUACUGUGUUCUACUUCUGAAUUUUGACUUUGAUAGUAUAAGCAUGAUAAGAAUGUCUGUCCUCUUAUUUCCAAAGAUAUUUUUUUCAGAUAUUAUUUCAGAUCUCCCAUUUCCCCUUUCCUUUGAAAAUGCACUCUUUAUGGCACAAUCUUGUUCAUGACUACUCAGAAGUAAGUCCUGUUAAGGUCAGUGGGAUUUACUCCUAGGUAAGUGUGUAUGAGAUUUCAGCCUUAAUAUUGUAUCAAUUUUAUUAUUAGUAGUAUGAGCACUUGGCCGUUCUGAGUCUUGAUUUUUGAAAGGGAAAAGUUGCUACUUAAUAUUCUGCCAAAUAAAACAGUGCAAUAAACUGCACACAGUGAUGUGAGCAUAGUGUUCAGAAAGUUUGCAAUAACAGCACUGAGCUUCACUUCAUACAUUUCAAAUGUAUGGCCAAAGCAAUAAAAUAAAAGAAACAAGUGUACAAUUUGUACACUUCAGCAUACAGGUGUAAUGGCAGUGAUGGCAAUAGCAAAGCCUACUCUUAUGGAGUUUUAGAUGCUCCAAAACCCAUUGAAAUCAGUGGAGGUAUUGUGGCUCUUAGCCAGAUAGGAUAAUCUUCAUUCCUGCAUUCCCCAGUAAUCAGUUCCCAUCAGCCUUAGCAGCUUUUCUCCCAUCCUCUACCCUGUUCUCUGCAUUGUUUCUCUAGAACAUUGAGAAUAAUCUAAGUUGUACCAUGCAAAAAAUAAAUCACUUUUCUUUGCUUGAACACUAGUCCUAUUUAAGUACUAUUUCUCCAGUCAGUAUACAUUCUUGGCAAGUGGCCUAAAAUGUGGAUUCCUGAGUGUCAGUGUUUAGAUUCAAACUUGCGAAUGCGACUGGGAGGCUGCAGUUCCCAGUACUGGCCACUCAAAGGCAGUCCAGUGUGAGUGCUGAAAUGUUAAACUCUCCAGUAUGACUGAGAUGCUGCAGUUCCCAGUACUGGCCACUGUAGGGCACCCUAACUUCAGCAAAAUAUCAGGACAGUGGCUAGCUAGGUGGCUGGACAGCUGGGUGGCCAGACACUAAUCAGGAGGCAGCACGUGGGUUAUGUGUUUGAUUUUGGACCUGCCACCUCAUUGAUACUCCUUUAAGAUAACAGACUGCACAAACGCUGUAUGUCACAUACUGUUUGGAUGUCUGCCCAAUCAGGGGCAGCAUUUGGGCCAUAUGGCUGAUUUCAAGCCCUUUCCUUCACUGAUACUCUGCCCACUUGGACUUGGAUAAAAGCCAGGCCAUUUCAGAUCAAACAAAUGACCCAAGUGCUGCCAGAUGGCCAAACAGGAUGUGACAUUGAGGUGCUGGUGCAAUCUAUCCUCGUAGAGUGGGAAAAUAUCCAUGAGGGGACAGGCCGAAAAUCACCCACAUGACCUGAAUGCCAUCUCCUGACUGAGUAAAUUUUCUUUUUUAGUGUCAGCAAUAAGGUUUUAACUAAUAGGAACAGGAGUUCCUAUUAGUUACCAGUACUGACCACUUGAGGGCAGCCCAGUGUUGGCGCUGACAUUUAUCUCUCAAAUGGGAGUAGAAAGCUGCAGCACAGUGUCAGUGCUGAGAUUUCGGCUCUCUAAUACGGCCUUUCCCACUUUGAUAGGAUUCAGAGACAUUUGGACCACAACUCCCAGAAUUCCCAUCCAGCGGGGGCAUUGACUGGAACUUCUGGGUGUUGCAGUCCAAAUGUGUCUGGAAGGCACAAUGUUGGGGAAGGCUGCUCUAAUAGGAUCGCAGGAGGCUACAGUUCUAAGUACUGGCCAGCAGAGGGCAGCCCAGCAUCAGUGCUGAGAUUUGACAUCCCAGUGGGAUAGGAGUCUGCAACUCCCAGUACUGGUCCCCAGAGGGCAGCCCGGUAUCGGCAGUGAGAAGUUAACUCUAAUAAGGUAAGGAGGCCGCAGUUGGGAGUACUGGCCAGCAGAGGGCCUCCAGUGUUAGCACCGACCUUUUAACUCUCAAGGGAUCAGGAGGCAGCAGUUCAAUUCAGUAGGCCAGCUGGCCCUGACAACUAUAGAAGUUUCCUGAACACAGCUCCAUGGAGGCCCAGAGCGAGCGAAUACACAGAGUACCUCUGCAGUUUUAUGGGAAGCAACCUGUCUUUCCCUGCUGCAGCUCCCCUUGCACAUGCUACUCCUGUAUGUACUGCUUCCUUACCGCUACCUGCCUGACAUGCAUACAUGCUCCAUUGAAAGUCUUUAUGGAAGGGCUACAUGGAUUAGGCUCUGUAUAAUUAAUUGUACCAUUUAUACAACUCAUAAUAAAAUAGAAUCUCCAGUGGUUCAAAGUA